Molecule: messenger RNA, 1534 nt
Organism: Nylanderia fulva
Lineage: Eukaryota; Metazoa; Arthropoda; Insecta; Hymenoptera; Formicidae
Product: 4-vinylanisole receptor-like
Biological process (GO): detection of chemical stimulus involved in sensory perception of smell; sensory perception of smell
Cellular component (GO): plasma membrane
Molecular function (GO): olfactory receptor activity; odorant binding
Source: RefSeq, a predicted model, not a curated record
AUGAGCCUUCAAAUUAAUAUAAUUCUGCAAUGUUUCGAUAAAAUGCUUCAUGUGUCGCAUACAAUAAUCGUAGAACUCUGAUCAAACUACUGACUUGUAUAUGCAUUCGCAACAUUUACCGAAGCAACAAGUUCGAUAGCUUUCAAUCGAUCGGAUUGUUUUCGUAGUAGACUUUCUUUUCGCGCAGACGCUACAACGACCAUUGCUAUAAUAGUCAUAUUAGUAGUCGUCGUGCCAUCGCGUAGUCACAAUGUGUCGGUCGGUGACUAAAGAUUUGCACGAUCACAGCAUACAACUGAAUCGGUGGUUUCUAAAGCCGAUAGGCGCGUGGCCGCGAUCUACCACAACUUCGAGCAGCGAAAAAGCUGUGUCUCGCGUUCUAAUAUUCGUCUGUUAUUUUUUAAUAGCCUUCACUGUGGUGCCGUGCGCGUUAAACAUCUUCUUCGAGGAAAAGGACAUCGAGCUGAAACUCCGUGCAAUCGGUCCUCUAAGCCAUUGGCUUAUGGGCGGAAUGAAUUAUUGUUCCCUCUUGCUGCGUAGCGCCGAUAUACGUCGAUGCGUGCGACAUAUGGAAAUGGACUGGCAGAUCAUCAAGCGAUCGAGGCAUCGCGAGAUCAUGGCAAAGAAUGCAAGAUUAGGCAGAUUCGUGGCAGGUUUCUGCGCGAUAUUCAUGCACGGCGGUGUUUUCUCCUACAGCAUCGUGUCCGGGAUGACGACGGUGAUAGUGCCGAUCGACAACAAUCUUAGUGUCCCGAUGCUACAGCUACCUUGUCCCUCGUACAGCAAGUUCGUGGAUGCCCGAUUCAGCCCGGCUAACGAAAUCGUGCUAAUAAUGCAGAUGUUUUCAUGUUUCAUAGUAAACUCUACCACUGUCGGAGCUUGCAGUCUUGCUGCUGUUUUCGCUAUGCAUGCGUGCGGUCAGCUCGAUAUUUUGACCUUGCGUCUAGACAAACUCGUCGAAGGUGAAGAUGUGAAGGAAAAUGAUUCGGCCCAGCGGAGACUAGCCGAUAUCGUGGACCAUCAUUUGCGUGUUUUAAGGUUUAUAUCGAGCAUCGAAAAUGUUAUGCAUCAAAUAUGUCUGGUAGAACUAGUUGGAUGUACUUUUAACUUAUGUAUGCUUGGAUAUUAUUCAAUUACGUGGUGGAAUAAAAUUGAUACAAAAGGCAUAAUAGCAUAUAUUAUUGUAUAUAUAUCCAUGAGUUUCAAUAUUUUUAUAUUUUGCUACAUAGGUGAAAUUUUAACUCAACAGUGCAAGAAAGUUGGUGAAACAGCAUACAUGACCGAUUGGUAUCGCUUACCUCGUAAAACAGCUCUUGGAUUGAUCUUGAUUAUAUCCAGAUCGAGUGUCGUGAUCAAAAUAACUGCGGGAAAAUUGAUUCAACUUUCCAUUGCAACUUUCAGUGACGUUAUUAAAACGUCCCUCGUAUAUCUGAAUAUGUUACGAACUGUUACAACGUAAGCAUAAAUGCGAUCGUAGAGAUUUUCGAUAAUAUUCUUAUCUUCUUUAUUUGUGUAACAUUUUUAAAAGGCAUAC